This is a messenger RNA of Hibiscus syriacus, 1717 nucleotides long. Its product is annotated as 4-coumarate--CoA ligase-like 5. Bases 1 to 1704 code for a protein of 567 amino acids. The record is from RefSeq and is a predicted model, not a curated record. The transcript is spliced from 4 exons. Gene Ontology annotation, molecular function: CoA-ligase activity. Lineage: Eukaryota; Viridiplantae; Streptophyta; Magnoliopsida; Malvales; Malvaceae.
AUGUCAGCUGAAGAGUCUAGGACCGUCCUCGUCCAAGAAGAAUCCGGCGAUGCUCGGCCUCUGAUCGACCGGAGUGGAUUUGAUUGCCGUUCUGGAAUUUAUAGUUCGGUCCAUCAGCUUCCCGAUCAUCUCAAAGUUCCCACUGAUCCGGACCUUGACAUUGCUUCAUUUGUGUUAUCUCAGUUCCCUAAUCCUUGUGUUGCCGAAUUAAAACCCGCAUUCAUCGAUUCAGCAACAAACCAGAAACUCACAUACGCUCAACUUCAUAGAUCGAUCCAGUCGCUUGCCGUUGGUCUUUACCGACUCGGAGUCCGGAAAGGCGACGUUGUGUUUCUUUUAUCCCCUAACUCACUCUUGUACCCUACAAUAUGUAUGUCAAUAUUCUCAAUAGGUGCAGUACUCUCGCCUGCCAAUCCAAUCAAUACCCCUUUGGAAAUAGGUAAACAAGUACUCGACUGUGAUGCAAAGCUCGUGAUUUCAGCUCCGAAAGAGUUGCACAAAUUCAAACGAAUUCAGGUGCCUACAAUUGUCACAUCUCGUCCAUCAAAAAACAAUGAUUUGAUAUCGAUAGAAGAAUUAAUCGAAUGUGGCGAUGGAGACGAAGUACCUGAAAUUAAGAUUAAACAAUCUGAUACAGCGGCGAUAUUAUACUCUUCAGGUACUACAGGAACAAGCAAGGGUGUCGUAUUAACGCAUUCGAAUCUAAUAGCAACGGCUAGACUUGUAAGAUGGUAUGCAGAAGGAACUUCUUCUCUGAACGACAUAUUUUUGGGGUUCAUACCGAUCUUCCACAUAUACGGGCUCGGGUUUUUCGGAUUCGGACUACUUUGUUGCGGUACCACUACCGUGUUAAUGCAAAUAUAUGAUUUCCAGGAAAUGGUGAAAGCAAUUGAGGUUCAUAAAGUUAACAACAUUGUUGCAGUGCCCCCAGUGGUUCUUGGCCUAGUGAAGAACUGCAAAGGCAAUAGUAGGCUGUCCACGGUGAGAAGGAUCGGUUCUGGAGCUGCACCCUUGAGCAAGGAAGUGAUCGAAGCAUUCAGAUCUCAGUUUCCGUGGGUGGAGCUGAGGCAAGGGUACGGGCUAACCGAAAGCUGCGGUGCCGCAACCGCAUUCGUGUUGGAUGGAGCCGAGGCUCAUCCCGGGUCAUGCGGGGCGCUGUUUCCAACUUUAAGUGCCAAGGUGGUUGAUAUUGAAACAGGUUUGGCCUUGGCACCUUGCAAGGAAGGAGAGCUAUGGUUAAAAGGCCCUCCAAUCAUGAAAGGCUACUUUAGAAACGAGGAAGCAACAAAUGCAACGUUGGAUAAAGAUGGAUGGCUUAAAACUGGGGAUCUGGGUUAUUUUGAUGAGAAUGGUUUUCUUUAUAUUGUUGAUAGGAUAAAGGAGCUUAUUAAGCACAAUGGGUAUCAGGUUGCACCAGCAGAAUUGGAGGCAGUGCUUUUGAGCCAUCCCAAUAUAUUGGAUGCAGCAGUUAUACCGGUCGAAGAUGAAGACUCUGGGCAGAUACCAAUGGCGUAUGUGGUAAAAGUAUCUUCUUCUCAACUCACUGAGGAACAAGUCAUUCAGUUUGUGGCUGCCCAGGUAGCUCCUUACAAGAAAGUGAGAAGAGUGGAAUUUAUAGAUGCCAUCCCAAAGUCAGCAGCUGGAAAAAUCUUGAGAAAGCAGCUCAUUUCACAAACUCAACGCACGAUUCGCUCCAAGUUAUAACUUUUAUAUCUUC